Molecule: messenger RNA, 3508 nt
Organism: Leptidea sinapis
Lineage: Eukaryota; Metazoa; Arthropoda; Insecta; Lepidoptera; Pieridae
Gene: RtGEF
Product: rho guanine nucleotide exchange factor 6
Exons: 9
Coding region: 127-3360 (1077 amino acids)
Molecular function (GO): guanyl-nucleotide exchange factor activity; protein binding
Source: RefSeq, a predicted model, not a curated record
CAAAUCUCGUCUCUCAGGCUCAAGUCUGUGAUAUUUAUUUUUAGAAUAAGAUUUAAGAAAGACCGUGAGUGAAGUGAAUCUAAUUUAAAUAUUGUAUAACAAUGUACAAAAUAUAUAUUGAGCAAAAUGUCUAAUGAUAACUACUUAGUGAAGGCAAUAUAUUCAUUUAAGGGUAAAAAUAAUGAUGAGCUUUGUUUCAAAAAAGGUGACAUUAUCACUGUUACUCAAAAAGAGGAAGGUGGUUGGUGGGAGGGUACUUUGGGUGAAACCACAGGAUGGUUUCCCAGUAACUAUGUAACUGAACACAAGGAUCCAGCUGGUUCACUGACGACAUCCCCCAUAAGAGCUGCCUCCGAGAUCCAGGCAUUUAGAAAUGUGGUGCUUAAAGAUAUUAUUGAUUCUGAAAAGGCUCAUGUGGCUGAAAUGCAGGGACUCGUUAGUAACUUCUUGCAACCUCUAGAAAACAGUGACAUGCUAACAAGGGAUGAAUUCAAACAAUUAACUGGUAACAUAAAUGAAGUAUUAGGAGUUCAUGAACAUUUCCUGUCUCUGCUGGAAGAAUGUGCCAUUAAAAGUGGGGCUGAUCAAAGGGUAGGAGGUUUAUUUCUGCAAUGGGCAGCAAAGAUUAAGUCUGUUCAUCAAACAUAUUGUGCAAGUCAUCCAAAGGCUGUGUGUAUCCUUGACAAAUACAAAGAAGACUUGAACACAUGGAUGGAAAAUGCUGGUGCUGUAUGCCCUGGAGUCUUAGUUCUGACUGCUGGUCUCUCAAAGCCGUUUCGUCGUUUGGGAAAGUAUCCUGCUAUGUUGCAAGAGUUGGCAAGACACGUACAUGAAGCACAUCCCGACAGAGGUGACACCCAUCGUGCCUCUGUUGUAUAUAAGGACAUUGCAAGUGGAUGUGCCGCUCUAAGGAGGCAAAAGGAGUUAGAACUUCAAGUAGUAACUGGUGAAGUUCGGGGUUGGCCAGGUGGUGAAUUAGCAACCCUAGGAGAUGUUUUACACAUGGGGAGUGUUGCAGUGGGGCCGUCACAUCAAGACCGAUAUCUCGUUCUGUUUCCCUCUGCGUUACUUUUGCUGUCAGUUAGCAAAAGGGUAUCUGCUUUUGUAUAUGAGGGCUGUCUUCCAUUAACUGGUAUUACAGUGUGUAAGCUUGAUGAUACUGAUAAAAGGAAAAAUGCAUUUGAAAUUAGUGGACCAAUGAUAGAUACGAUCGUGGCUGUAUGUCAAACUAGAGCUGAAGCUGAUAAUUGGGUCAGCCUAUUGCAGAAGCAUUCAAACAAUAGCAGUCCUGCACAUGAGCCAUCCCAACCCCAAUCUUUACCUCAUCUCGCCCGGUCUCCUUCAGAAGGAGCCUUAUCGAGCAUCAAUUCUAGCCGUCGAAGUUUAUAUCACGUAACAUUGCCGCCCCCUACCUACCCGGCUGCAUCACCAUAUUAUUCGCUCACGAAAUAUUUUGCGAGAUUAGUAAGAAAGAAAGUAAUAACAAGACAAAUGUUGCGUAAACUUUUACACGAACGGACUUGGGUUAAAGCUCUUGAAUUGUCCGGGCUGCCUGUAAAGAGGAGGCACAGGAAUCAUAUAAAGCUAAAAAUUGGAAAUGAUGGGACAGUGGAUGUUGAUAGCGAUUGUUCUGAUUCAGAGGAAAGUGAGCGCGAAUCUGAUACGACCGAUGGCUGCGAUACACAUUCUGCAUGUGACACUGAACCAAACAGUUCUUCGAGAGUGUUGCGACAAAAUGCAAUCGAUAGUUUUGGCGCACAGACUAUAUCAUCAUCUUGUAGCAGUUGGGAAAAUAGUUUCGGCUACGUGAGAUACUUUGACACGUCCAAUGAUUUGCACUUAGAUUUAUCCCAACAAAAUGUAAAUGCAGACUGCACCAAAAAAUUAUUCGAUGAUAUCAGUCCCUUUUAUAAUAGUUUACAAAAAUCGAGUCGAAAUAAUAAUUUAAAUGUUCAACAUUCCGGGAGUAGUGAAAACUUUGGUUUUGAAGGAAGAAAUUUUAUGGCUUGCGAGGAUUUAGUUAAUAUUGACCAAAACACACAAAUAGGCAAUUCGGGCAAUGAAGAUAAUGACUUUCAAUUGACGAGGCGUAGUUUUCCAAACUGUAAACACUUGAAAACUGAUGGCAAACCCAAACAAUGGAAAUCUACCGACGAAAGUUAUUGUAGAAUAGAAAUAGAUAACGAAGAUGCUGUCAUGUCAGAUUUAUUGAAAGUGCUCGAUCCACCCUCACCAAAGUAUGACAAAGACUAUCCGGAUGAACCCAUUAUACUUGAUCCCCCGCCAAUGUUUAGAAAUGUUGAGGAUGAUUUAAAAGUAAUAAACGUGAGCCUUAAUGACGAUAUUCCCUUUAGGAAGCAUUCUUUGAAUUCUGACAAAAAGCUUCGCAGAUCAAUAUCUAAAUCAAUGGUCGAAGCAGACAAAAAGAUAAUUAACGCUCACAUUGAGAGAAUGAGUUCGCAGUCGGAUAACCAAAGAGAUAGGAAGAAAUGUGAAUGUUGUAACAGGUCUCUCUGCCCGAGUCCUCGAUCGUCAGACUCUGGAGUUGCGGGAAGCUGCAAUUUAGCGUCUCCAGAAUUAAAUGUAUCUGAAUAUGUAACAGCUGGAAACAAUGUAAACGACGCUGAUAGUCAUGACAAUAUUGACAUGACUGGCUCUCUUCACAAUCUGAUUAAUCACGCACUCAUCAAUCGCAAACAGACACUCUCUGAUAUUGUGGCCGCUACAUUUGAAGAGCAAUGUCGAUGCACCUCACCUUUUGGUUCAACUGCUAGGACCUCAUGCGUCACUAGCGUUACCUCUGAAGUUAGCCUCGACGUCAAAGAUUUAUCUAAUACGGACGUCAGACCCACUUUCGUGGCCAGCCCGCCAGUGUCAUCGCCAAAAAUUAAACGGACUUCAGUUAGAUACAAUAUAGAACGAUAUGUGCCGGAAUUGAAAUUGAAACCGGAAGUGCCCCCUCGUAUAUACCGGAAGCCGAGCACGCAUCUGGAGUUACCCAAGAACGUGAGACAUCCCGUGCCAUGUCAGUGGAGUACACUGAACAUAACCGAACGCAGCAAGCCCAGCUUACACUAUCACAUGCGUAUAUAUCGGGAGAACCCAGAGAAUACAGGAAAUAGGCUCUCUCGGAAAGAUCUUUCCAGAAACUGUGACACUCAACUCAACAAGCAAAACAAUAAUGCUUUCAAAAGUCAAAAUUCAAGGUCUCGUAGCGAAGAUCUUUUGAAGGGAAAGAAUAAAUCCGAGGCUGAUACAGGAUUUAUGGUUUACCGUUCAGAUCUAUAUGCCCACUGGUGGAUGAAAGCCAAACUACCAAUUACCGUGGUCACCGACUCAGAUGGCCACGACCGACAGUAGUAACGAUCUAUCGUCCGGUCUCACCAACCACAAAAGAUCACAUUCAUUUAACAAUCACCACAGCUACUCGCAGCACACGCAACACUCACACAAGAGCCAACAGCAUCCGGCGGCUCGCUGGCUGCUCAACUCGUGUGAUUCGCUCGAC